GUCAUUUUAGUGGAGUGCAUAGUGGACGGGAAACGAGUUACGAAAAUUGUAAACGAAGCAAAUAUACUUUUUGGAAACCAAUAACGACUGUGAAUAAAGUUAAAUAAAAGUAUAUUCAUAGUUAUAGAACUGCCAAAAUGGGUGAUGCAUGUCAAGCAUGUCUCACAAGAAUUCCUCAUGCAACUGUUAUUGCCACAAUUAUGUGCUGUUUGGGCGUUGGUGUGUUUUGUGGAACUAUGUACCGUGGAUCCGCUCUUUCUAUUUUGAUGUUUGAUGAAGUAUUUCACUUUCGUUUAAUAUGGAUCGAGGCUCUUCAGAUGAUAUUUAUAGUGGGCAGUGCGUGCAUGGCCGCAUUGGGUUUCAUGUUACUCUGUCUGGGAUGUCUAACAACAGGUGCCACAAGACAAAAAGUUUACCGUGCAUGGAGGGCUCGCGUCGGAGGAAGAAUUUCUUGCGCCGUUUUCAUGAUAAUAACAUACAUUUUAACAUUUAUAUGGCUAAUUUUACUCGGGUUCCUAGUGAUCACCACCUUCUUAUUCACAAUUUUCUGGAAGUUGUGUUCAAAGCCGAAAAAUAUCGAUUUAUCGACCUGCAUUGACUUCACACAGUUCGAUUUCAUGUUUCCUUCAUCUGUGAGGCAGGAAGACAUGAGAAUAUGUGAGGCGCACAAGAUUAAACUUUUCUGCAAGGAUUACGUAGAAAAGGCGGAGUUCAUGUUCAUUCUGGCCAUGGUGUCGUGCAUCCUCGUCAUAUUGAGCUUGGUUCAUUACUUGAUGUGUCUAUCGGCUAACUACGCUCAUAUCAGGGACCACGAGAAAUUCCAGGAGCUGCAAGAACUGCAGUACCUCACCAACCCCGAUCUGCAUGCAUCGAAGGAUAGAUUCUAGUAUAUGGCUCGUGCGCCACUGCUGCGCUCACUCGAGGCUUCAACGAAGAUGUGACACGCUAGACAAAACCAACUAGAGCCCUAAAUUUGUGUUCAGCGCAAUCUAAACUAAAGACUGAUACUCAGUGAAUUUUCAUAGCGACACAAUUAGCACAUAUCUCACUCAUUUUGCAUGUUCUAUUAAUUGUUCCACAAAAAAUUGCUAACAAAAUGUUGGUACUUGCACAAAUCCUUAUAUUCUAGACAAUACAUUCCAUUAUUUUUAAUACUUUUUUACUGAUUCUUAAUUGUAUGUAAGAAUAAUGUUGUAUCUUAUAUAUUAUAAACUGAAUCUAUGUUAAAGUGUAGGGGGUUGAUAAAGGAACUAAAUUGUGUUGUGGUGUGUUGUGCAACUAAGCAUGGUAAAAAUCAAUCUAUGCUAAUCCCCAACUUUUAUUUUAUUUACUUAAUCAUAAUAUUAUGUAAAAUAUGAUUAUGUCUGUAGUUUUGUUAAAUCAGUCUCUAAAAUCAUUUUCAAAUGCUAUUUCUAAAAUUAAAAAAUCUUAUUUAGUAUUGUUAUACUAAAUAAUAUAGAAAAUAGAAAUAAUCUAUUUUGGUAGCCAAAUCGUGAUUGAUAUAGUACAAUAACCACAAUUUUAAGGCAGCACAAUUUAUAUUAUAUUUGUAAUUAGGAUUAUUUUUAUGUACACUCUGCAUCCUGAAUUAUGUAGCCACAAUAUUAAUAAAAUUAAGUAAGAUUUGACAUAGGCUUAGCAUUGUCUAUUUCUUAUUUUCCAACCCCCUUGCCAAACAAAAGAUCUACAUUAUAGUGUGUAUCAGUCCCAAAUCCCUAUCAAACCUAUCAGAAGGAUAAACCUUUGUUUAACUUUAAUUUCUUUGCACACAGUGUAAAUCUUUUCAUUAUUAAGGAGGUUAUAAAGUAAGAAAUACUUUUUGAUAAACAUUGAUUUAUGCACAUUUUGUAACUUUUGUAAUGUUAUUUUACUUUUACAAUCUUGCAAGUAUUUUGUCAACUAUUUACUCUGAUAUUUUUGUACUAAAAAUUUUUAACUUUUUAAAAAGAUUAUUCUGGCUUAUAAAUGCCUGAAAAAGAUACUAUGAACUAAAAAGUUACAGUAUCUUAUUUUCUUUAUUCUUAUCUUAAUAUUUAACUGAAGUCAUCUAUGAGUAAAAUCCGCAAUUACUAAGUUGCCAACCCAAUAUGUAAAAUUUUGGAUGCUGGUGAGUAAAGUAAGUUCAUGAUAAACCUACCCUACUACCUACUUUAUUCACCAGCAUUCCAACCAACCUUCAUCAUAAAGGUAACUUUUUGUGGCAGCUUUUAAAUUCUUAUGCUAUUGAUUAAUUAAAUUCCAUCUUAAAAGCAUAUUAUAAACUGAAUGGUAUAUUGUAGACCUCUUUAAAAAUGUACACUUCGUCUAAGAUGCUUCUCAUCUUUGCAGAGCUCAAGCUUUUUUUGAAUAAUUUGUGCAGCUCACCAUAAAAAAAUAGUACAUAUUAUGUAGAACCUACAUGUAAUAUUUGUUACAUGACUGACCAAUAGGUCAAAUGAACAAUAAUGGGUAACCCCUGUAAUGAAACUGUAUGACCAAAACAUGCUCCCUGAACAUGUAGAACUGAUUUUACACAUGCUGACUGCAAUUUGUUAUUUUGCUGUAUAUUUAUAUUGUUAAGGUGAAUACUGAAUAGUAAGUAGUUAAAUUGUUAAAUGUUAAGACACUUGUACACAAUACUUACUAUUUGUACGACUUUUCGGCCUUCGUUAAGUGAUAAUUUGCAUUUUGCCCACCAAAAUUUUUACUAUGUAAACUAAGUAAAAUAAAUUUUUAAUAAU
Molecule: messenger RNA, 2720 nt
Organism: Aricia agestis (brown argus)
Lineage: Eukaryota; Metazoa; Arthropoda; Insecta; Lepidoptera; Lycaenidae
Gene: M6
Product: neuronal membrane glycoprotein M6-b
Exons: 1
Coding region: 138-887 (249 amino acids)
Biological process (GO): neuron projection development
Cellular component (GO): plasma membrane
Source: RefSeq, a predicted model, not a curated record